AUGAGCCCCACAGUAAUUUGGUAUAUUCUGGCGCUCGCCAGCACACGUUUGAUAACGGAUUUAUUAGUUCAUCAUGCUCAAGGAUUUAGUAAAUUUUUCAAUUCGCAACGUGAAUGUAAAAUAUGGUGGAUGCGAGUUAGUUCGGAUCCUAGUAAAUACUUCUUAGAACCAUAUCAUUUUGAGGACACACCGAAUACCACGCUACCUACAGGCACACAAUCCGUAACCAUUAAAACAAAAUUACCAUAUUUCACGUUCGAUGUCGAAAGUAUUACCUUUGUAGCCUUGGCUGGAGCUGGCUUGAAUCAGACUGCGUUUCAGCUUUUGUCCAAUGAUAAAGGUGACCAAAAUAUGCCGGCUGUUAGACGUUCAGUUAUUGAUUUGAACGCUGCAACAGGUGCUAUUCUCUUUGAUAGUGCUGAUAAUGAUCGCGUUAAUACUCUGUUACUCGAUAGAAAGCUGACUCCAGUUCAAUGCGCCGUGGCCUUUCCUUUCAAAUAG
Molecule: messenger RNA, 501 nt
Organism: Rhagoletis pomonella (apple maggot)
Lineage: Eukaryota; Metazoa; Arthropoda; Insecta; Diptera; Tephritidae
Product: DNA polymerase subunit gamma-2, mitochondrial-like
Exons: 1
Coding region: 1-501 (166 amino acids)
Source: RefSeq, a predicted model, not a curated record